AUGGGGCUGACGGUGGUCCUCAAUAAGACCGAGGCUGUAUACUUCAAGCAGCCUUGGCACAGGCCACCACCUCAGCUCCACAUAGUCAUCGAAGGAGUCCGUAUCGAGGUACAGCCCAGCAUCAAGUACCUGGGUUUGCACCUAGAUUGCCAAUGGUUAUCGGCCAGCCGCAAAAGCCUCGCAGUAGUGCGAGGCCUGCAAAGACGGCUGGCCAUAAGGAUCACGCGGGGGUAUAAAACCACUCCCGCAGAGGCGGCGCUAGCGGUGUCAGGAUCAAUUCCAUGGGAAUUGCAGGCGGAGGCGUACGCGAUGUACGAGUGGCGUACCAACCUCCGCCGCGAAGGAGAAAUCCUGACACCGCGUACGAAGGAAGUGGCUAGGACCCAGUUCCGGCAGCUCGCUAUCGAAAAAUGGAAGGAGAGGCUGGCACAUGUCAGUGCCGGCCUCAGAGCCGUCGGAGCCAUCCGCCCAGUGCUAGAAGACUGGAUGGAUCGGCGGCCUAAGGGACUCCCGUUCAGGACGGUGCAGGUACUCACCGGGCAUGGUUGUUUCGAGCAUUGCUCUGCAUGGGAUGAGCUGCGCCGUGAUCUGCGGAAUAUUGUGGGCGAUGACCUGUCGCUCCCCAUCAUCGUCGCCAAGACGGUGGAGAACGAAGAUGCCUGGGACGCCAUGGUCUCCUUAUGCGAGAACGUCAUUUCGCAGAAGGAGGCCGCGGAGAGGGUCAGGGAAGACGAUCCCGAUGCUGACCCAAUCCGCAGGAGGAGGGGGGUGCACGGCGGCGCGCUUACGACCGCCAAGGCCUGUAGCACCUCUAGCAGGAAAGCCUAA
This is a messenger RNA of Camponotus floridanus (Florida carpenter ant), 828 nucleotides long. RefSeq lists its product as uncharacterized. The transcript is spliced from 3 exons. The record is from RefSeq and is a predicted model, not a curated record. Lineage: Eukaryota; Metazoa; Arthropoda; Insecta; Hymenoptera; Formicidae. Bases 1 to 828 code for a protein of 275 amino acids.